Messenger RNA from Periconia digitata, 2297 nucleotides. Lineage: Eukaryota; Fungi; Ascomycota; Dothideomycetes; Pleosporales; Periconiaceae. The record is from the annotation of a GenBank genome assembly.
UAAAAUCCCACUAAACUCUGCCUAUAUACAUUCAAAAUUUGAUAACUCAAGACUACAGCUCUCCUCUCUAUUACUUUGCCCUUCAGCCAUGAUUUCAGUGGCGGAAUAGUUCAAGACACUUCACUCCGUGGGGCAAAACGGGGCAACAGUCGUGCUGGGAGGGAAACCCCGCCGCUAAACCUGUUAUAGCUAGCAGAACGGUCAUGCCGCCAAGUAUGCGAAACGGAAUACAUGCCGGAAACAAUGAAUGAAGAUUUUCAGUGAACUCUAUCUUGGAUUUUGGCAGUACUUUGCGCAGUAGAAAUUCUCUGUUUGGUUUGAGGAUGUCGAUCCCUACAGUGACUGUUUGCAUGACGAUAAUCCCUGCGUUUCCGGAUGGCUGACUCAGAUACAAGUUGGAGAACGGAAACUAAAACCAGUCAACGGCAUGUAGAAACUCGCUCCUAGCCGCACUGUUCAACUUGAUCGUGACUUGUUCUGUACUGCGCGUGAAGCAUCAUUGGAAAUAGCAUCCUUUCGCGGUUAUGUGUUCGCGUGCCAGUCUUCUGAUAGUCUCAAUAGGGAAAGUGGUUAUCUUUUCCCAUCAUCGCCAAGUCUAUCAUGGGUAGAACUAAUCCCCUUAUAGAAGGUAACACUCCUCCUACACAAUCUACAGCUUGGUUUAUUGGCUGACGUAUUGGACGAGAAAUGCAUUUAUGGGUGUGCUGGACCACAUCUUCAGAACCAGCCAGCGAGGAAUGCCCAUUUUCACUCAUAGCAACUCCACGAUGAGCAUCAUGAAGCACCUUCUAGCUGCUGUUGCUGUCGCACCCCUCGCUCUUGGGCAGUUUUGCGAGCACCAGUGGGAGGGUACCUUUGCUGCCGAAAAUGUCGAGAAGAGGUUGCAAGCCAGGCAGAACGCGGCUGCGCCUCCUUUGGAGAUCGUGCCACUCAUUGUGAAUGGACCAUCGAGCAAUCGGGUUGAUCUCAUCUUCUUCGGUGAUGGAUACACCGAGGAAGAGAAGGACAAGUUCUUCGAGGAUGCUAUGACCCUUACCACAAACAUCACAAGUGGCCAGACGUUCGCGGAUGUACUUCCACUCAUGAACUUCUGGGCCGGGUUUUCUGCAAGUGCUGAAAGUGGUGUCGGUGUUGGCGGGCAGCCUCUAGACACCGUCUAUGGACUUUACCGUGACGGCACUGAGCUACGUGGUGUAUACUACGACAAGCCUGAGGUUGCACGCGCUGCAUGCGACUCGACCGAUGCCUGUGAUUACCCCAUUCUCCUUGGAAAUGACCCCUUCUACGGCGGCUUGGGUGGCACAUUUACAGUGACCACCUCCUCUCCCGGUAACGGCGCCUCGGUUCUUCGACACGAAUUAGGCCACUCGAUCAUUGGCGUAGGUGAAGAGUAUGAUGGAGGCACCGUUUACCGUGGCGUCAACUCAGCCCAGUCCCCGAACUCGGUGUCAUGGAAGCAGUGGUACACUGACCCAGCUUCGGAGCCAAACGUUCAGCGAAACAACAUGCCGUUCCAGGCGUACCCUUGGACUUUGUUAAACACAACCCGGAGCUGGCGAGCGGCUUUCAGCUCGGCUGGUACUUACGAUACUCACAUGCUGCAGUUCAGUGUCAGCGGUGUAACGCAGAGCAGUGACUUGCUCGUGGAAAUCGAUGGAAAGGACGUAGGUUGGGAGGUGAACCCCGUGAUCGGCGUGGACCGUUGGAUCUAUAAUAUCAAGUUCGAUGAUGCGCUCAGUCCGGGAGCACACGAGCUGAAGUUCACCCUACUCAACGAGGAGAUAGAAGGAAGCGCACAGCUUUGCAAUGCCGAGAUCCUCGAGUACGGGGAAGUAUACGACUUUGACGAAUUCCAUGGCAUAUUCCCUACGUUCUCCGCAUCCAACAGAACCACAUACCGUCCCACCAACGACAAAUGUCUCAUGCGCACCAUGCAGUCCGUAGACUUCUGCGACGCAUGCAUUGAAGGUCUAUGGCUGUCCCUCAUGAACCCGCUCUCCCUCAUCGACAACGUCACCCAGGUUGCGCAGCCUGACGGUUCUACUAACGUAACGCUUGACCUCCUACCCCUCGCACAGUUCAGGCAAGUCCCGAACAACCAUGCUGAAACUUAUACCAUCCUCUGGUACGGAGCCGAUGAAGACGUGGUUCUGGACGAAUUCACCAACAGUACCAGCGCUCUUAUCGACUCAGGUACUACGGACUUUGGUGUCGAGGUUAGGUUCUGGACCGAGCAGGUUAGAGUGGACAGGAACGAGGUACUGGUGCUUAAGGAGAGAUAUGAGAUUGAGAACUAA